Messenger RNA from Melospiza georgiana, 13888 nucleotides. RefSeq names its product polypyrimidine tract binding protein 2 (gene PTBP2). Gene Ontology annotation, biological process: regulation of RNA splicing; mRNA processing. The transcript is spliced from 37 exons. NCBI's taxonomy places the organism in Eukaryota, Metazoa, Chordata, Aves, Passeriformes, Passerellidae. Bases 9119 to 10639 code for a protein of 506 amino acids. Gene Ontology annotation, cellular component: nucleus. Gene Ontology annotation, molecular function: mRNA binding. The record is from RefSeq and is a predicted model, not a curated record.
AGUAUGUGCUCAAUAUUGAUAUUGGUGAUGAUAUGCCAAUGUGUGGUAGGACAGAACAGUUUCAGAUGGACAUGCAGAACAGGAUCCAAAGAACACAGGAGAUUCCAACUAUGAGAAAUCUGAUAAGCAGUCCAUUUUCAUCAGUGAUUUGAGAUAAGUCCCUUUGCUUUUCUAAUUGUCAAUGCACAGCUCUUCUUGCAGUUGUGAGUGAGGUUCCCCAACUGCUACUUGGUUCUAAAUUUCUCACCUCUUUCUGCUCUGCUUCACAGAAAACCUGCAUAAUGCUUUGUCUUUGUACUUCUGCAGCUUGCACAAAAUUCACUUCAUUCUUGUUAGGUGAAACUGUUGAGGUCAGAACUCAGAAUACCUCCCAGGAAACAGAAGGCAAGAGAAAGGAGGGUGAUGCUCUCCUUAAUUCAAGGUCUGAUUUGGAAUUCCUGGGUUGAAUUUUAGCUCCUUUUUCAGGAGAAAUUGAAAUAUGUUAUUGCAGGGAAAUGCAGAGAACAAGUUGUCAGGGGGCUUACUCGUGUGGGCCAGUCCUGUGUUUGCAUAGUUCAGGGUUGCAGGAAGGGAUCCAGCUGAGAGCACAGGCAAACCAGUGCAUUCCAAAACCACUGAGAGACAGGUUCUGCUUCUCUGCACAUCCUUCUCUCUGCAAGGAAGUAGCUGCAGUCUCCUGCUGCAUGCUGGUGGGUACUGGUGCUAUACAGACGAAAAAAACUGCAGGCAGCUGGAAAAAAUCACUUUCUUUUUAAUGCAAUUUUUUUUUUGUUAUUAUCAGUUAUGAGUGUUCUGGUUUGCAGGAAAGGGGAAGAAAUUAAAAUGGCUUUACACAUCUUUUGGCUGUCAUUCUUAGCUUGUUUUCUAAGGAAUGGUGUUUGCCUGUCAAACUUCUCUAAUUACUUUUGAACACAAGGAAUGUUUAUACAGCUGAGUUCAGUGGUGGUAGGGAUCCCAUCCCACAGUGGCCUUGUGUGGUAGCUUUGAAAUCAAUAGGGACACUUUGGGGUGUCCUGGCUGACGUGCAUGGUGUGAACCUCAGAGCAUCAUGACUAUGUAGCACUGGAGCAGCCCAGGAAGGUUUUGAGGAGACAAUGUCAGGAAGCAGGGCAUGGAUGGAGAGUUUGGUCACUUAGGAGUGAGUCACAAGGCAGAAAGUAUUGGUUUUCUGCUCAGAGUACUUGAGGCUUUCCUGAGGAGUUUUCAGACUGUUAGAGACUCAGUGCUUGUCUAAUUGUUCUCCCAGAAUCAAUAGUUAAACUUGCAUUGAUUUCUGCUGACUUCUCAUGCUUGGGAUUCCAGCUGUACCAUGGAACUUGAGAUCUCAGUGUUUCACAGAGGCUUACCUGCCACAGCUGUCUGACACCUCCUGAAAUACUGAGGACAGCUUCCCAGAAAGUGUGCAGGUUGGAAAUGCCACUCCAGGUGCCCUUGCAGCCUUUGUAGGUGCUAGCUGCCAGGCUGCUGUUUGUCCACCCAUUUUACAGAGAUAGCCUGUGCCUGGUGGGCUCAUUCCCACAUAUUCCCAGGUCUGCAUCUCAGAAUGGCCACUUGCUGCUAUCUCCUCAUUCUGACUAUUCCAAGGAAUUUUUACUGAAAAUUUUUAUUUUAGCUGAAUUUUGACUAAGAUUAUUUUCCAAAGACAAUUUUCUAUUUUAUUCCUUUUAAUGUAUCUGAUGUCUAGGUGCUGCUAUGUAUAUUUUCUUCUUUACUUGCAGUAUUUUCUAAAUUCACAUCUUCUUCAGCUCUUGACAACAAGAUCUACUGCCUAACACAUGUUAGUGCCUAUAUUUCUAUAUUUAAUUGCAAGAGAUUACUCUCAAAUGUAUUUCUGAAACAGGUAUAAAGAACAAUGUUUACUGGUAAGUUUCCCAUAACUUCUUUUCAUUGAGAAAAGAGUAAAAAAGAGUAAUGAUAUUGCACUUCUGCUGACUACUCUGCCUGAUUCACAGGGUAUUUGCUCUUAACAUGUUGUAGGAGUUAAAAAAAAUGUGUCAAACUUUUUUUGGCACCCAGCUCCAGUAGAUCCUGUUAGAAGAAACAUAUGGCCUCACACUAACAGUGUUAAAGCACUGCUGAAGUAUUGCAUGCACGACAUUGACAAAUUUCCUCUAGGCUUUUUGUUUUCUGUGCUAUUAAGCAUUCAAAGUCCACUAUUUCAUUACCACUGAUGAUACAGAGAGCCUUAUUGACAUUCUAUCCAUCUGUUCAUAACAUGCAUUAUUAAAUGUGAAGCAACUAGUAGGUAAGAGUGCACUUGCCAGCUGUACAAUGAAUUCUCAGUAGUUUGGUGCCCUCUAUAAAUUUUCUAGUAUUCUGCCAGUUUCUCAACAUAAUUUGCAAUGGGGAUAUUUUUUAAUGUUUUACAUUGUACAGAGAAAAGUUGCUUCAAAAGAAUAUUUUUUUAUCCCUAAUGUGAAAUAUUUAGAUAUAGUUUCAAAAAGCCCAAGAGUCUUUUAAUAUACAAAUAUUGUUGCUAAUAUCAGAUCUCACUAACCACAGUUUCUGUGUUUUUCUUUUUUUGGUUUUUUCCCUAGGAGCAAAUCUGCUGCAUUACCUAUGAACAGGACAAUGGGGACCCAAUGAGUCACCCUAUUCAUAUAUUUUUGGAACCCAGAGGAAUUGGUUUUACUAUUUACAGAUUAUAACAGUUGGUAGUUGAAUGUUUUAUUUUCAUUCCCAGUUGGUACAAUAUGUUCACAGCUGAUGCUAAUGGCUUGCCCAUUUGAUAUCACAUAUGGUCCACUAUUUGGGUCUCCUAAAGCUUUCUUUUGUGGUCAAGCUGCUUUCAAAUUUGUGUAUGUUUAGGUUUGUUCUGUCUGCUAGAAAGGUGAAUAUGAAACUCUGAAACUGGGCAGCUUUAUAGUAACUCAGCAGUUCUGAUGAUAAAGUUUCAAAGAAUUUGAGACUAAAUGUUCCAUAAAGAAUAUUUUUAUAUAUAAUGGAAAAAAUACAAAUGUCUAACAACAUCAGGUGAAAUUCUGAAAGAAAUAUCCUUUCCUCUUUCUUUGUCUUUGAUGCUGUGAUUGAGUUAACCUCCAGUGUAUGGAUACCACUGAGCAUCAUCAGGACUGCUUUUUCUGGGUGUUCAGUUGUUUUGGAAACCAAUUUAUACAUAAUUUGUAUGGCUUGAAUCAUGAUUUCUAUUUUUAUUUGAAUAUUUCUGUUAUGAUAGUGUUUUGUGAAAAGAUGUAAGGAUGCAAAUUAAUUUUUUCUUUUGUUUCUAGAAUAAGAGCAUAGGAAAAGUGAAAUAAAAGAAUAUGGGUGCAGAAAUUAAAAUUACAAGCCAGUCUGAAAUUGUUCUCCUCUGAUAAAAAGUGUUUAUACUGACUCUGAAACAUAACUGAUAAAGCCACAAUCUCAUAAAAAGAUUAUUUCCAAAACUAUUGCAUUACCCUCUGAGAGCUAAAAUUCUCAUUUAUUUGUAGGAGUAGAUCAUAAUAGCUCAAAUUCCCUGAGAAGUGGGCCUUGUGCGAUAAUUAAGCAGGGUAGUACAUUAAUUGUCCUCCACUUCACCUCUAGAUGUUUAACUCCUUAUCUAGUCAACCAGCAAACAAUAAUGCUCACUUAUUUGUGCCUUAUGGUUCAAAUAUUUUUUUAAACUAGGUAAUUUAUUUGAAAUAAAACAGAAUAAGCAUAUUGAUGUGAAAGGGACAUUUAAAUUAUGUCAGAUUACCAUUACUUAAUACCAUUAGGUGGUAGCAUGUGGGUUUUAUGGUUGUAUGUUUUACCCAUGCAACUUUAGCUGAGUAAGAGCAAUGUGAUUUUGCAUGUAGGAAUAUUUCUCUAACUAAUGGGAAAUUUAACAGAUUUAACACUUUUUGCCACAUGUUUUCUGCUUUCUGCUGGCCUUGCUCUCACUGAUGCCUGUUAGGAGAGCAGGUACAUGUUUGUUGGAAGUGUCACCUGUGCCUGGGACAUCUGGCUGCUGGUGCUGGAUUAAAUCAGGAAUCUGGUGGUAGGACAGAGUCUCUGGCUUGUUCAGUUUUGGGGGAAAUAGUGCAUUUUCUGGUUUAGAGUCAGCCCCUGGAAGGAGACUGAAAUGGAGCUGAAGUAGGAGGCUCUUUCAAGUUAAUCAAGUCAAUAUUCAACCUGGAGUACUAGGGAAAGAAAAAGCCAACUAAACCCCAUGUUUUUGCAAAUGAAACUAAUAGAUGAGAAAUAAUAUUCUGCCCUCUACUAUAAGCAGCUUCAGGGACUUAGAAAAUGACAGAAAACUUUAGCAUGCUAAGAACUUUGCUUGAAAUGUCUUUAAAAAAAAGACUGAGGGAAUCAAAUUAUUAAUGAAUGAUCUCAGGAACGGAUUGGGUACCUGAUGAUGUAGUAAAAAGUAUUUCUUAGACAGGACUUGGUCAAAAUUCAGUGAAAUUUUGGGUACUCUGACUGUACCCAAGAGAGUUAAAGAAGUUAGUGAUGUUGUCUCUCCCAACUUAUUAGAUAGAAAUGGAAGAUUGUGCAAGAAGAAUUUGGAUUUAUUGGACACAAAAUUAAGUUAUAUUCAGGAAAGAAUGUAUUUCUCAUAAGUAGCACUAAGUGUUAGGAAGUAGAAACAAUACUGUUGAAAAUUAUUUUUGGGGUCUUAUAAAUAAAUCCCAAGCCCACAAGGCACCAGGAGCAGUAACUUGCUUGGCUGCAGGUAUUUGUCAAAACAAGAGUGUAACAAUGCAGAAGUGGUCAUAGCCUGGGUAUCCUGUGACACAGGAUAUCAUACAGCAUAUUCCCAGGAGUCCAUACCCAUCAGAUUUGGGGUGGCUCAGCCUGCUCUGAGCACACUGUGCUGGGCUGGGCACGGUGCUGCAGCUCAGUCAGCAGCACUGGUUCACAGCUGAGCAUGGCAGAGCAGCAGGGAACAGCAGAGACAGCCCUGCUGUUCACUGUGUGCCUUGUGCCCUCUCUAACACCCUGCCACCAUCUCCAGAGGCUGUCACAGCAUGUCCCUGUGUGCUGGACAUCGUGUCCUUCCCUCUGCUGUGUUGACUCUGGCCUCACUGUGGCCUCGGGCAUUUGCUGCAGGACUCAUGUAAAGGUGGGUUUUGCAGUGCAUCAUCCAUGCCAAGGGGAUUCUGUUGGAAAGAAGUGUUACACUGAUUCUAAUCUCUGACUAAAAAGAUAAUUUCUGAUUGGUGCGUGGAGAAUUAUGUACUUCCUGGGGGAUUCUUUUAUUUGUUAAUAAUUUAUUAUUGUUAUUAUCAUUGCCAUCAUUAUCAUAGUUAUUGUUAUUAUAUCAUCCAAAAUGUGCGAGUGCUCUGGCAGAAGCAUCUUCGUGUGGUGCCUCUGUUCUCUCUGGCCCGUGCAGCUGGGCUGAGUGGCAGUGUUGGGCACUGCCCUGCCCUCGGGGGCUGCUGCAUGCUGGCAGCCUGUGCUCCUGUGCCUCCUCAGCUGCAGGCUGGCACCCACCCCAGGCCGAUGGUGAAGCUGUAGUCAGACCUUCAAAGAGCCACCAGAAUACAGACCUCACUCUCUGCCCAACAAAUUCUUUUCUUCCCAAAGCGAUAAGAUCUUUGUAGCUCUCCACUAAAUAUACUUUCUUCUUGUUUUGGCAGAGGAAGAGCCUGAGGCUGGAGCUUGCCGAGAACACUAUGUGGAAAUGAUCUGAACAGAAUUCAGCUAAAUGGUUCCCACUGGCUGCUUUAAAGACCCAAAGCCUGUGACCAUCUGAAAUGCAGGAAUGCAUAGUUUUGGCCAUCCCUUCAACCUCAGCUCCCCUGUAAGGCUGCCUCUCUCCUCACCAGGAAAAUGCAGAUCCUGAAUGCUGAGCACUGGCUUUCCUGAAAACAGUACAUGUUUGAACAUGGAGUAAAACCCCUUGCAAACUCUCUACAUUGAUAUCCUCAGAGAGAUGUGACUUCUUUGGCUGAUCCAGGGGAAGGAGAAACCAGGACAAGAAGACAAGUGCUUGUGUCUGCCACUGAAUGGAUCCUUUCCUUGGUUGUGGAGUUACCCAGCUACAAGACCAACUGCCUAUCUCAAAUACCCAUUCUCAGUAGGCCAAAGAUAAAAGGAUUCGAUACUUUGGAGGAACUUUGCCUCACGUGGUUGUAAAAUCAGCAGAGGUGCUGGAAACACCUCUCAUUUUGUGUGGAGAGGUUCAGUCCUAUACCUGAUGGAGAGGAGAAAGCAUUGACUAAACAUUUUUCCAGUCCUUGAAGCAGUUUUCUUUGAGAGAAUGACAUUUUUCAUGCCAGACAGUUGGCAUCAGCUGUCAAGUUGGGUCAUCAUGUUGGGUGAACUGGACAAGACAGAGAUGGAGACAUGCAAUGCUGUAUGGUGUCAUCAGAACUAAAGAUUAUGAAAUUCUUCUGCAUGGAUUUUACCCCUGAAGUGAACAGAACACACCAGGGAUAUCCCAUGGCGAUGAGAGUCCUUGUUCCAGCUCAACUGAUUCAACUGGCCAUGUUGCCUUUUAUCCAGGUUCCUGUUUUCAUCACAUGACAGGAGAUGCAGAAAGCACUAGGAAAACUACACCACCAGAGGGCAGCAUCCACAGUAGAAUGUGGGAGGUGGUGCUUAUCACCUGCCAGGGAAAAUGUUGUCUUCUGAGGAGGGUCUGGGAGCCACCAGUAUCCUGGGUGCUUGCUGUGGAAGGAGAUGGCUCUCACUGAGCAUUACAGCCAGCAGCUCCUCACAGCUUGAGCAGAAAUUAAACCAUAUGCCAGUGUGUUCCUGAAAUGCUUCUUGUCACUAAAAGCUGAUGAGGAAGGAUGAUUUAAGGCACUGGGGAAACCUUGUCUCACUCCUAGCUGCACUGCGAAUGCUUGGCUUCCAGCUCAUGCUGGUCCUACUGAACAGCAGGGUGAAACACAGUUUGCCAUUAUGUGGAGGAGGCACAGUCCAUGUUCUGCAACUGCUGUGAGAGACCUUCUCUUAUGCCAGAAGCUCUCCUUCCUCUCACACACUUGUCCUGGUCCAGCCUGCUCCCAUCUCCAUGAGACUGUUCCUGCUCUUGCCUAGCCCCAGUCCUUGGUGGGGUCUGUCAGCCCUGCAUCUUUCACCCUUCCAGGCAGGUGGACAGGUCCCAGGGGAUGCAGCUGCAGGGCCAUGACCAGCUCUGCCCACCCUGCUGGGGAAUGACCAGAGAAACUCCUGGACCCUAAAUAUAGCAAUCACAUUGCAAUUCACCAUGAAAAUUCACCUAAGAGUUAUGUUGUCUUCAUAUGAAAUAGAAUUAAAGUGAAUGAAUGAAGACUGCAGUACCCUGAACUGAGGUCCUGGGAUUAACUAAAGAGCAAGAGCUUGUAAAGCCAACAGUUGAGGUUCUUCAGUGUAUAUUAUAUAUUGCCAUCUCAUCAGAUAAACUUAAAAGGAUCUCUGUCAUCUUCUCCUAGUGCUCCCUGGAGAAUAGAUGGUCAAAAAGUGAACUGUUUUUCUGGUUGCAUAUCACAUCCAAUUCUUGAGUCUAUGCACUGCCUACACAACCAUUGCUGUUGCUUCAAACAAGCAGUCCUAAGUGCAGUGAAAAAGUAUUUUUGUCAGUGAAAUGCCGUCUAUGGAAUCAUGGAUAAACCCACAUUUUCCUCAACCAGCUUCUUCUAAGGAAGCCCAGGUGCCCUCCUUGCAGCACAGUAAAGGUUUGGAGCCCUGCUGUCAGCCCAGAUGUGAAAUCUGUCCCUGCAAGGCAGACACGGGCUGGGCACGUGUCUCUGCUCAAUCACAGAGACUCCAGCUUGGCUCAGCCACCUGCAGCCUGGGCAGAAGGAUUUCUCCUGUUCCCAGGCUUCAGAAGAGAGUCAGAAACCAUCAGGUGGUGUGACAAAGUGCCUUCCAUCAAAUAAUUGCUGAGCCAGUUGAUCAAUUUCAAUCAAGUGGGACAGAAGGAGAGAGCUGUGAGACAUGAAGUUAGGAAGAAAACAGGUUUUUCAAUUGUCGAUAAAUGCAGUAAACAACAGGCUGCUUUCUCUCAGAAGAAGUUAUAUGAAGUUGUCAUCCAUUUGACGACCUGCAGUAGUGGAAAUCUGAACUGUAGUUUGGUUUUUUCACCCUCAUGGCAGAGUAAGAAGGAAUGAGAGCUCCUUCCCUAGGCCCUGUACCUCCUCCAAGCCCACAGCCUGGCUCUGCACAUAGGAAAAUGUGUGAAUGCUGUAACUCUGUCUCCUCAGCUUCCAAAGCAGAAGAAUUUAAUCAACUGAGUUUCCUAGGUGUCAGACAAUCCUGGAACCAAGAACCUCUGAGAACAUUUCAUCCUCUGGUUUCCCUGAAACUUUCAGUUACACCCUGAAGUUACUGGAAUCCAUGUUCUGUUCAAGUGACCAUAUAUAAACUUGUCAUGGAGAUCAGCUGAGACCUCAUGGCAGAAAUCUCUUUUGAAACAACUGGAAAUUACUUCACCUUGGUUCAAGCCACAGCACAACAGAUACUUUCUCCUCCUUCUCCAGCCCUGCUGAGCUCCUGAAGAUGCCUGGAAGAAUUUGCUGCAUUUCUGGCCCCAGAGGCUGUUAUGGAGAACACCACUUGGCUACACAAGAGGUUGCUGAAAUCCAGCGUUUGUUUUCAGAUAUACAUUCAUGCUUUUUAAGGAAAUGAUUGUAAGGAGCUGGAGAACCUUUGAAAUGAUGUUGCUCAAAGAUUUCCCAGUAUUGGCACAAACUAAGCAAAUAAGGAAAAUACUGCUAUAAUCACUGCAGAGAUGGAGAGUCCUGCUUAGCUCCCAUUUUUGUAUUCAAAACUGGAAAAAUUACAAGUGCUUGAAGUUUAUCCUGGCCGAAAACAGCUGCAGCCAUGGCUGUACAUGACCCACAACAUGAUCUUUGCUCCACCACCUCUCUAAGACAAAACCAAGGAAGCCCUGUGGAAUGAAGGAUGUUUGCAAACGCCACUGGCACAUAUUGUUUGUAAUAAAAAGUAAAAUUGAUCUUCAGUCCUGAAGAAAGUACUCCCCAGCCUCCUUUAUGUGGAAGAGCUUCUAAAUCAGAGGAUAAACUGAAUGAGUAUUAGCUCACUUAGAUUUUUGUAGGUGUCAUGAAAGAAGGAGAAAAAAGAAAUAUUACGGAAGAGAAAACCAGGUUGGAAGAUGGCAUUACUAUAAAGGCAAAGAAGCAUUGUCACUGAUGUUGCCGUUGGUGUGAAGAGAGGAUCUGACGAACUUCUUUCAGGCAGUGUACUCAGUAGCCCGAACUCUAACAUGAGCAGCAUGGUAGUUACUGCCAAUGGUAAUGACAACAAGAAAUUCAAAGGUGAUGAUAAAAUGGAUGGGGCUCCUUCUCGUGUUCUUCAUAUCAGGAAAUUGCCUGGGGAAGUGACAGAAACAGAAGUUAUUGCUUUAGGUUUACCUUUUGGUAAAGUAACCAACAUCCUGAUGCUGAAAGGGAAAAACCAGGCAUUUUUGGAACUUGCCACAGAAGAAGCAGCUAUCACUAUGGUUAAUUACUAUUCUGCUGUGACACCUCAUCUUCGUAACCAACCCAUUUAUAUCCAGUAUUCCAAUCAUAAAGAACUAAAGACUGAUAACACACUUAACCAGCGGGCCCAGGCUGUUCUUCAGGCAGUGACAGCUGUGCAGGCAUCAAACGCUCCCAUUAGUGGGACCACUGUUAGUGAGAGUGCAGUGACUCCAGCUCAGAGUCCAGUACUUAGAAUAAUUAUUGACAACAUGUACUAUCCAGUAACCCUGGACGUUCUUCAUCAGAUAUUCUCUAAAUUUGGUGCUGUAUUGAAGAUAAUCACAUUCACAAAGAAUAACCAGUUUCAAGCUUUACUGCAGUUUGGUGAUCCAGUAAACGCACAGCAAGCAAAACAAGCCUUAGACGGUCAGAAUAUUUAUAAUGCUUGCUGUACCCUGCGAAUUGAUUUUUCCAAAUUGGUGAAUUUGAAUGUCAAGUACAACAACGAUAAGAGCAGGGACUACACUCGUCCUGACCUUCCAUCUGGCGAUGGACAGCCAACUCUGGACCCAGCUAUUGCUGCUGCAUUUGCCAAGGAGACCUCUCUUCUAGGGCUUCCUGUUGCAGCUGUUCCAGGAGCUCUGAGUCCUUUGGCCAUUCCAAAUGCUGCUGCUGCAGCUGCAGCUGCUGCUGCUGGCCGUGUGGGAAUGCCUGGAGUUUCAGCUGGUGGCAAUACAGUCCUCCUGGUUAGCAAUUUAAAUGAAGAGAUGGUUACGCCCCAAAGUCUGUUUACCCUCUUCGGUGUUUAUGGUGAUGUGCAGCGUGUGAAGAUUUUAUACAAUAAGAAAGAUAGUGCUCUUAUACAGAUGGCUGAUGGAAACCAGUCCCAGCUGGCCAUGAGCCAUCUUAAUGGACAAAAAAUGUAUGGAAAGAUCAUUCGGGUUACCCUUUCUAAACAUCAGACAGUACAACUACCUCGAGAGGGACUGGAUGACCAAGGGCUGACUAAAGAUUUUGGUAAUUCACCUUUGCACCGCUUCAAGAAACCUGGUUCCAAAAACUUCCAAAAUAUAUUUCCUCCUUCUGCAACACUUCAUCUGUCCAAUAUUCCACCAUCAGUAGCAGAAGAGGAUCUACGCACAUUGUUUGCUAACACUGGAGGCACUGUGAAAGCAUUUAAAUUUUUUCAAAGAGAUCACAAGAUGGCGCUUCUUCAGAUGUCAACAGUAGAAGAAGCUAUUCAGGCUUUGAUUGAUCUUCACAAUUACAAUCUGGGAGAAAGUCACCAUCUGAGAGUCUCUUUCUCUAAGUCAACUAUUUAAAAAGGCAGAUAGAGAAUGAAGGUGUAUUGCAUUGUUUGGUGUUGUCACCUUUUGACUGUUCAGGAAAGUGGGGACCAGAGUUUGUCUUCUGUUUUUUUAUUUUUUCAUGCUGUUACCAUUCCUUGAUUGUUUUAAAAAAAUAAUUAAAAAAAGGCAGUGCUCUUAACUGCUUUUCAAGUGUUCAACUGUUGUUUAGAUAAACCAUUGUUUUGUUUAAAAGAUUUCAAGUUAAUACGACAUUUUUUCAACUUAGUUGACGUACGUGCCUUAAAAAGGAAAAUUAGUACUGCUGGAAUUGCAUAACUAGUAAAAAGCAAAUUUGGUUGUCUGGGGCACAUUGUUACAUGAUAAUUUAAAUAUGUUUAGGCAGGGGUGUGUAAAAAGGUUAAGUUUUUGUUUUCUCCUGCUUGAUAGAUUUCUUUAUCUGCUGACUUAUCACUUAUUUCCUUUUUAAUUGGAUAAAAUGCAUUACGCUGAAAGAGUAAAAUGAUUUUAUUUGAUUUUUGCUACUUUUUGCUAUGUGUUCUUUUUUAAAAAAAGCCUUUUGUAUUUCAUUGUUCUGGUCUAGAUUCAGUUAUGAAUGUAGGCAUUAGUUAAAAUUAACAAGGUACAGAAUAUUAAUUUCUUAAAGGACAAAAAGUGACUUCUGUGACUUUGAGCCCUACGUGAAAAGCAUUGUGGAAUCUUAACCUUUUUGUACACACUCUUGUGGGAUGUAUCAUAUAAAUGUCAGCACUAAGUAAUGUCUUGUUUGUGGCUGAAUAUUUUUCGUAGAUGUUUUUGAAGUUGACAUGACUUACGUGCAUUUCAGUAUAUAUUGCCAUCUUUAGUUUGUAAUUAAGAUAUGGAAUAUGGUUGUGGAUUUCUGAGCAUGUACAGACUGGUCAAGCUAGUUCAGGAAAUGGUGCAUGUAUUUUUCAAUGAUGAAGAAAGUUUGCUGCAGAUGCUUGCAGGAAAUUUUGUGGCAGUUUUCUAAAACUGACAACCAGGUGGGACCAAAGUUUAUGUGCCUUUAGUCUUAAUUUACCUUGCAUUGUAAUAUUCAGUUUUAAUAAAUCUCUUCAAAAUAUUUUGUAUUUAGAAAUUGAUCUGACUUUACUAUAAACAUGGCUCAGAAUCUGCAGAUCCAGUUAAUUUGAAAGCAGUUCACUGACAGUCUGAACUGUUACCUUGAUUCUGUUUAAAUGACCAAUACUUUUUGAAAUUGAUGUACUUAGUUUCAAGAUUCAUAGAUUCUGUUAUCUAUGUAGAAAAAAAGGUCAUGUAUAUUUUCUAUUAGUUGAGUUUUUACAUCUUUAGAAUUGUAAAAUUCAGUAUAGUUUGGAAGUGGCACAAUUAAAAAUUAAUUUUCUAACAAAGUUGGGAGGUUUGAUGGUUGUUUAAUUUCAUUUUGUGUGUACUCUGCUUACCUCUGUAGCAUGCUCAAUAAACACUUCUGUAGCUCUGUAUUCACCUUUUCUGUCUUUCUCUGCUGCUAUCUCUUCUCUUCUUUGUUUUCCACUUCUACUGUGCUUCUAAAUUCAUGUUAUUCUCUGCCAGGGUGGGAAAAGCAUAACAUUAAAAACUACUAUUUAUGGCUUUUUACCAUAAAUCUGAUGCUGUGAAAAAUACCAACUCUUUAUGUUCAGAUAGUGACCCCUUUGCAGGCAUAUGUGCAAAUUAAACAUUUCCCACCCUGUUAUAACUUACUGCUUUAAAGACAUAACCUUUAUUGUAGUUUGUUAGCUCUCUCUUUCUAUCUUUUUAGUUUUUAAGCAGAUUUAUGCACUAAUAGAUCUCUCAGGUUUGCCAUGCUCUCUUGCUGCAAGUUUCAUCUUUCAUUUUUUUUGUGUGUGCUAUAAAGAUUUUCUACUAAUCAUACAGUACACUCAUGGGUGAAAGUAACAAAGGAUUUCACAUGAGAUCCGUGGACCAUACAUGUUUAAGAACAGGAUGCUUCACCUUUUCAGAGUCAUGGGUUCAAAUGAAUAUUAGAACAGUUUGGGCACUUCAGUAGUUUUCCUGUAUAUUACUUUGAACUGAUUGUUGUGGGGGUUUUUUCCCUUUCAGUUAGAAAUAGGAUUUUACACAGUUGCCAUUUAAGAGCAACUGAAUGAUCCUGGAGCAUUCAGUAAAAGCUGUCAGCAUUAAAAUCAAAGCAUUUUUCAGUCACUUUCCAGUACAACCACUGUAGGUACAUUGAUGUCAGAAUACUUUGUGAACUGAUGUCUUCCUUUGGGUGGCUUUCAAAUCAGUAAAUAGCUCUCAGCUUUUUAAGGUCAUGGUAUAAUGUAGGGGCUUGCAUUAGUCUUAAUACGUUAAAUAAAAUACAUUUUAUCAGAAUUACACCCAAUAUAUGAUUUAAGUCAUACUCCAGGUAAUGCAGUGAUCACCCAAUCUGAAGUGCUGAUAGAAUCCUAUUCAUCCAUACUCAAAGUUUUGGAAUCAGCAUCUUUUUCCAAUUUGAGCACCCAAACGCAGAGAUGUGACUAUUUCCAGUGAUUUAAGCAGUAGUUAAGGGUCUGACUGAGCUGAUCUGUUACAUUUUUCAUCUGUACAAUAUGAUGUCCCAUAUUUUUCUAAAAUAAAAGUGUGUCAGAUUUCCUUUUGUGUAUCAGAAUGUGCUUGCGUGUUUCAACUAGAAAUGUGACUUGAAAUUUGCCAUUCUGUGUGUUCAGCUUGUGCUGAAAUGUUUCCGCUCCAAAACGUGUAUCAGAUAGCAUACAGUGAUUGCCAUAUGUGUAAUUUUGAAGUAACUGUGAACAUCUGCACUGUCUGAUUGUGUACAAAUACAGGGGUUUAUAAAAGGGUAGCUUACAUUCUUCUUGCCAGGCUUGUUUCCUUAAAAAGAAGUUUCUAUACUUUUCUCAUUUUGAAAAUUUCUGUGGCAAAAACCUCAAGGGAAAGAGUAUAUAUUGGCUUUGACUUAUUAUAAAUUCAGCAGCUUUUAUUACGAGGUUAUAUUUGUAUCAGCCAAAAUUAAAAGUAAUGACAGUCAUAAUUGUCAUGAAAGCAUUUUUUAUUAAUCUGAAGAAAAUCACUGUUCAGUUAUGGAUACUUAGUCUUUAAAGUGGUAUCUCUUCAGAAAAUACAGACUUAGUACUGUCCUAACUCCUAGAACUUUCAAAAACUUCUUUUUCAUGAGAUGGUAAUGCAUUUUGUAUAGUAAUUUGUACAUUUUUGUUGUUAUAAAAUGUAAAUAAGUUUCUGUAUUUUUAGCUCUUCAGAAUGUGAAAAGCAUCACUUUUAUUAAAAUUUUACUAAAAAUAA